Fopius arisanus is the source of this 5430-nucleotide messenger RNA. It is a transcript of the gene kkv, whose product is annotated as hyaluronan synthase-like protein kkv. The transcript is spliced from 12 exons. Gene Ontology annotation, molecular function: chitin synthase activity. NCBI's taxonomy places the organism in Eukaryota, Metazoa, Arthropoda, Insecta, Hymenoptera, Braconidae. The record is from RefSeq and is a predicted model, not a curated record. Gene Ontology annotation, cellular component: cell septum; cell periphery. The coding region runs from base 428 to 5122 and encodes 1564 amino acids.
CUGAUGGUGUAGCAUAUCGGUGGGGAAGAGAGCACCGUUCCUUCUUUGAGAACAACUUGGAACGGACAGUCGUGCGCUAACGUUCACCUCGGCUUUCACCUCUCCGAUCCAGUCCCUCCAUAUUUUCAUAUUUCCAUAUUAUAUUUAUUUUACAUUUAUAUGCCCUCCAUUAAUUGCAAUUAUUUAGUCCAACAAUUUUACACCGGUUUUUCAACGGUUUACUAUCAGUCAGGAUUAGAGGAUGCGCUGAUUGAUCCGCGAGUGAUCGGUUCUAUCGGUUCUAUCGGUUCUUAGUGGAUUUAUCAAUCUUCCCACCGAUUGAUUUUUAAACUGAUUCAAAGUGCGGAGGUGAUACCAGCGACAUGAUCCGCUGAGACACGAGGGAAUACUUUCGUCUUGGAUUCAACGCACGGAUUGACCAGUGGAAAUGCAGCACCAGCAGCAGAAUGGGGUUGUCCCCGGAGGAGGGAGUCAUGACGAUUUUUCAGAUGAUGAUACAACACCCUUGACCCAGGAUUACGGUGGAAGUCAGCGAACAGUCGUAGAGACAAAAGCAUGGGACGUCUUCAGAGAUCCCCCUCCAAAGAUAGACUCUGGCUCCAUGGCAAACCAAAAAUGCCUGGACGCGACAGUUCAAAUAACAAAAGUAAUAGUCUACCUCCUAGUGUUCGUCAUUGUCCUUGGUUGUGGUGUCCUGGCAAAGGGUACAGUACUCUUCAUGACAUCGCAGCUGCGUCCAGGUCGAGUGAUGGUGUACUGCAAUCGUCAAUUAGGUAGAGACCGCCAGUUCGUGGUUAGCCUCCCCGAGGAAGAGAGAAUUGGCUGGAUGUGGUGCAUAAUAAUAGCCUUCGCAGUGCCCGAGAUUGGCACCUUCAUCAGGAGCUGCAGAAUGUGCACCUUCAAGUCAUGCAAGAAGCCCCUGUCCUCGCACUUCCUCUUGGUCUUCAUGAUGGAGACAUUUCACGUACUGGGACUUGCUCUGAUGUUCUUCUCGGUGCUACCUGACCUGGAUGUCAUCAGGGGGGCUAUGCUGACCAAUUGUGUGUGCUUCGUACCAGGUCUCCUGGGUCUACUCUCCAGGAACAAGAGCAAAGACGAAUCCAAGAGAUUUGUCCUGGUGCUCGUUGAUCUCGCAGCACUGGCAGCACAAGCCAGUGGUUUUGUUGUCUGGCCACUGCUGGAGAGCUCCAGACACAGCCUCUGGCUCAUUCCAGCCUCUUUGAUCCUCGUAUCCUGUGGUUGGUGGGAGAACUACGUCUCCAUGCAGAGCCCCAUUGGUCUUGUCAGGACUCUCAACAGAGUUAAGAAGGAUCUCCGAUUGACGAGAUACUUCACCUACUUAUUCGUUUCCAUCUGGAAAAUCAUUGCCUUCUUCAUAAGCUCAUUGAUAAUUCUCCACGCGAGAGGUGAAACCGUUGGUCACCUGUUCACAAUGUUCGGUAGUGCUUUUGGAGAGCACAAGAUCACCGUGACAGCUGUACGUCAAAAUGCUCUGGGAACAAUUCCCGACAUCUCCGAGUUUCUGCCAAAUGGCGAGACUGAAACAGUCGAUGCUGACCUCAAUUCAGCCAUGUAUGUUCUGUUGAUUCAGAUCUUCGCGUCUUACUUCGCUUACAUAUUUGGUAAAUUCGCGUGUAAAAUUUUAAUCCAGGGCUUCAGUUACGCUUUCCCAGUGAGUCUGACCAUUCCCGUCCUGAUCUCCCUCCUCAUCGCGGCCUGUGGCCUCCGCAACACCGAUCCUUGCUUCUUCCACGGAACAAUUCCUGACUACCUCUUCUACGAGUCACCUCCACCCUACUUCCUAAACGACUUCGUAUCGAAGCAGUACGCGUGGGUGUGGCUGCUGUGGCUGCUCUCGCAGACCUGGUUCACCAUCCACAUAUGGACGCCAAAGUGCGAGCGUCUGGCUGCCACGGAGAAGCUCUUCGUCGUCCCCAUGUACGACUCCCUCCUGAUAGACCAGUCCCUCGGACUAAAUCGCAAACGUGACGAUCAACCGGAGGUGAAGGUCGAGGAUCUUGCCGAGAUCGAGAGAGAAAAGGGGGACGGUGAUUACGAGACCAUCUACGAGCAAACUGACGGAUCAACGACACCACCAUCAGCUGUCAAGAACAGCGAUCACGUAACACGUAUUUAUGCGUGUGCCACGAUGUGGCACGAGAACAAGGAAGAGAUGAUUGAGUUCUUGAAGAGUAUUUUACGGCUUGAUGAGGAUCAGUGCGCAAGGCGUACAGCACAGAAAUACUUGAAGGUCGUUGACCCAGAUUACUACGAAUUCGAGACUCACAUAUUCUUCGAUGAUGCUUUCGAAUUGGCUGAUCACGACGAGAACGAGACACAAGUGAAUCGUUUUGUCAAGCUGUUAGUGGGAACACUGGACGAAGCCGCCUCUGACGUGCAUCAGACAAGAAUGCACGUGAGAGCACCGAAGAAAAUUCCAACUCCUUACGGUGGUCGACUUGUGUGGACUUUACCUGGCAAGUCCAAGAUGAUUGCUCACUUGAAGGACAAGAACAAGAUUCGUCACAGAAAACGGUGGAGCCAAGUGAUGUACAUGUACUACUUGCUGGGUCAUCGCUUGAUGGAGCUGCCAAUCAGUGUUGACAGGAAGGAGAUAAUCGCCGAGAACACGUAUCUCCUGACUCUAGACGGUGACAUUGACUUCCAACCAGCCGCUGUCAAGCUACUCGUUGACUUGAUGAAGAAGAAUAAGAAUUUAGGUGCUGCCUGCGGUAGAAUUCAUCCAGUCGGCUCUGGCCCCAUGGUCUGGUAUCAGAUGUUCGAGUACGCCAUUGGUCACUGGCUCCAGAAAGCCACGGAGCACAUGAUCGGAUGUGUACUCUGUAGUCCUGGUUGUUUUUCCCUUUUCAGGGGUAAAGCACUUAUGGACGACAACGUCAUGAAGAAGUACACGACCAAGUCUGAGGAUGCAAGGCAUUACGUUCAGUAUGAUCAAGGUGAGGAUCGAUGGCUGUGCACUCUCCUACUUCAGAGGGGAUAUCGAGUCGAAUACUCCGCUGCCAGUGAUGCCUACACUCAUGCUCCUGAGGGUUUCAAUGAAUUCUACAAUCAGCGAAGACGAUGGGUCCCUUCUACCAUGGCUAAUAUCAUGGAUCUCCUCAUGGACGCCAAAAGAACUAUCAAAAUCAACGAUAAUAUCUCUAUGCCCUAUAUAUCGUAUCAGAUUCUCCUCAUGGGUGGCACCAUUCUCGGACCUGGCACCAUUUUUCUCAUGUUGGUGGGUGCCUUCGUGGCUGCCUUCAAAAUCGACAACUGGACCAGCUUCUACUACAAUAUCUUUCCGAUUCUAUUAUUUAUGGUCGUUUGCUUCACUUGCAAAUCUAAUAUACAGCUUCUCUGCGCCCAAAUAUUGUCAACGCUCUAUGCAAUGAUCAUGAUGGCAGUGAUAGUUGGUACUGCUCUACAACUUGGUGAGGAUGGGAUAGGCUCGCCAUCGGCGAUAUUCCUGAUGUCGCUGUCGAGUUCAUUUUUCAUAGCAGCUUGCCUACAUCCCCAGGAGUUUUGGUGUGUCGUACCCGGUAUCAUUUACCUCCUGUCUAUUCCCUCGAUGUACCUGCUUCUCAUUCUUUACUCGAUCAUAAAUCUCAAUGUCGUAACGUGGGGAACGAGGGAAGUCCAAGUGAAGAAGACGAAGAAGGAAUUAGAGCAAGAGAAAAAGGAGGCAGAAGAGGCGAAGAAGAAGGCCAAGACAAAAUCGCUGUUAGGAUUUCUCCAGAAUGGAUCUGGAAAUAAUGACGACGAUCAGGGGUCUAUCGAGAUUUCUCUCGCUGGAUUAUUCAAAUGUAUGUUGUGCACUCACGGCAAACCUUCGGAGGAGAAGCAACAGCUUGUAGCUAUUGCAGAGUCUCUGGAGCAAUUGGGAAAACGAUUAGAGACGAUUGAGAGGGCGGUGGAUCCUCACGCUCACAGCGCAGUCCGCCGUCGUGGCUCAUCAGCAGGUUCUCGAGGUGGAGAUCAUCUGGGUCCGAUAAAUGAAGCCUCGCAGGAGGAUCAAGAGCACAACAGCGAUUCUGACGAGUCGAGCGAGCAAGAGGACAUCAGACGAGACGAGAAUCUCUCUCGUCCUUAUUGGCUGACCGACGAGGGCCUGAAGAAGGGCGAAGUCGAUGUCCUCUCGAUGCAGGAGGAAUCCUUCUGGAAGGAUCUCCUUGCCCAAUACCUCUACCCCAUCGACGAGGACAAAGCAGAGAAGGCACGCAUCGCGGGAGAUCUCAUUGAACUCCGGAACAAGAGUGUAUUCGCGUUUUUAAUGUUCAAUGCUCUAUUUGUACUGAUAGUAUUUCUACUUCAAUUGAACAAAGAUCAGCUGCACGUUGUUUGGCCACUUGGGGUCAAGACCAACAUCACCUUCGAUGAGGAAACCUCAGAGGUGCACGUCUCGAAGGAAUAUCUACAACUGGAGCCUAUCGGUCUUGUCUUCGUGUUCUUCUUCGCCCUCAUCUUGGUUAUUCAGUUCACUGCUAUGUUGUUCCAUCGAUUUGGAACAUUCGCUCAUAUUUUAUCGAGCACUGUUCUGAGUUGGUACUGCUGUAAGAAACCCAAAGACCUCUCGGAGGAGGCUCUGCUGUCGAAGCACGCGGUGGAGAUCGUCAGAGAUCUCCAGAGGCUCGACGGCAUGGAGGGUGACUACGACGAAGGCAGUGGCAGUGGUCCAGGUCGCAGGAAGACCAUCCGAAACCUAGAGAAGAGCAGAAGAAAGACGCAGGCGAUCAAUACCCUUGACGUAGCCUUCAGACAGAGGUUCUUCAGCAUGACCGAAGGAAACGGCGAGGCAAUCCUAGGUCUCCCCAGGAAUAUCUCGACGCGUCGCUCGAUGAAGGCAUCCAAGGCCUUCGAGGCUCGUCGCAACAGUCUCAUCGCACUCAGGAGAAAGUCCCAGAUGCAGACCCUGGGGGCUAAUAAUAUUUACGGAGUCGCUGGUAAUCCUCUGGGGAUUCAACCUAGACCCACUCGCAGCAGUCAGAUAUCUGUCAAAGACGUAUUCGCCGAUGCUGGACAGGUGAAUGGUGGCUACGAAGCUGACAACAGCCCCAGGAACAGCGUCAGGCUUCAGCCUAUGGGUAACGUCGGCUGGAGCACCAACUCCAACUCAAAGAUGUAACAUUCAAGAGUUUUGGGUAGCUAAAAGACUUUGGAUGAUUACUAGGAGCGAAUUUUUCACUACCUUGUGUACGACGUGUUCUAUCGUUUCGUAUGUGAUACCCAGUUAUUUAAUUAUGACACUGAUAAUUCAGUAAGAGAUUAAUAAAUGAAUGGAUUAAGACGUCGUGUGCCUGUUAUGUUGAUGAGUAUUAAUUAAUAGAUCGAUUGUUAUUCACGUAGUCAUUUAUAGUUGAUGAUGUUACGUUGGCAUGAGUGAAUUCUGAUUGUGAGAAUGAGUCAAGUGCAAUAAAUCAAUUUUCAUUACAA